UCGCUCUAUUACUUUGUUCUUCUUGAGCUUGGGAUAACGGUAAAAGAGUUGUCAAAGAUUUAAGAAAUUAUACUUUCUGGAUAUAUUACAUAAGACUUAUUUGGUCUUGCAAAUUUUUUUUAUGUAACACUUGCAGUACAAGCAAAUAAAAAAACAAAUGUACGGGAGAUUUGGUCCCAUAACUAAAUUCCCCAGCAGUUUGAAGUACAAGAAUGCUACCUUUUAUUAAGCUUAGCUGCUUGCCUACUUCAUAGUGAUUUAGGUACAUAUUUGUGAACCAGUUGUUGUCAUGGAUUUUUUUUUGGGGUCAAUUUGUCAUGGAUUUUAUACCUGAUUGUUUAUUAGUGUUUGUUAUCGCUUGUGCAUACUAAAAUCUUCUGUUACUCCAUUAUCACGUAAAUCUGAAAUACAACGAAUGUUGAUUACCAUACAAAUUUUUCUAUUUUUUGUUUGUCAAACCGAAUUCUUCAUUACUUAACUGAAAGAAUUUACAUAACAAUAAAGCGUUCAAGACCUGAGUGAGCUUGACGAUUCUCUAAACGAGGAAUAAAACAAAGAUAACGGACAUAAGAGAGUGGCGAGGUUCCAAAUGUCAGUAAGGACACCUGUAAUCUCAUUCACAUCCAACCCUGAUCGCAGGACCGAGAUGAGGACUGAGAGUCCGAAAACAGUUGGAUACUCUUGAAGGUUGGUUCUUUGGCUUUGAUGAGAGCUUCCCGGAUGGCUAGUGCUUCCGCCAUCAACACUGAGCAGACAAAAGGGCGGUUGGUAGAGCCUCGACAGAGCACUUCUCCCUCCACGUUUGUGAUGAUCCAUCCCAUUCCUCCUACCUUUGUAAUUUCCUGUCAGGCACCAUCAGUCCAACAUGGUGGAACUGAAGAGAGGCGCACAGAGGUAGCAGGCAUCUUUACUUACUCCUUUCCUUUCUUGAGAUUUUUCUAUUUUAUAAUCUAAAGUUCAUAAAAACUGACAGAACAAAACUUUCGUUUCAAAAUUAAUACAAUACUUUAACAUCGUUAUUAUCUCAUUGGCACAGUGAUUAGCAAAUUUUACAGGGGCCUAUCAAUUCUAAUUCUGAAAAUUAGGAUUUAUGAACAAAUUGUAAUUAUUCUCUACAGUACUUCUGUAUACAUUUAUGAGAUACAAUUAACCCAAUUUUUUUCAAGAUCAUCCAGUAGAUCUUAGUCAAAAUUUUAUAAAUUUAUAACAAAAAAGUUUUUUUUUUUCUUUUAAGGGUAAGUAUAUUCAACUUUGACCAAGAACAUAUCUAAACGGAAAUGCAGAUUUUAAUACCUUGACUAAAUGUAGCGACUUACCAAACGUCUUGGUAAUGUGUAUAUAUCAAUUCUUCAUACUAUUUUCUUCUAAACAAUCAUUUAUUAGUUAUUUAUCAACUAAGAAUUCAAACAAUACUUUUAUGGCAUAUUUUUCACGUAUUCCGUUCGUUGAUUCUAAGCAGUAAAAUAUAAACUCUAUAAAUUAAUAUUUGAUAAAUUAAUAAACACAAAAAAUCAUUUAUUUUUUUUUAUUAGACUAGUUCAAAAUAUGACACAAACCAAUAAUAUAUUUAGAAAACUAAAUAUAUGAUCCCACUAAAAUUAUAAAUUAAUAAUUUAUAUGUAUAUACAUUUUAUAUAAAUACAAACGAACCGUUGUGUUAUUUGUUUUAUGUUCAUAAUAAAAUUAUUUUUAUAUAUUCUUAAUAUUUUAAUAUAUUUAAUGAUAUUUAAUUUAUAGAGUUUUUAAUGUACUAAGAUUUUGUUAUUGGUUUCAUUUUCUUUAACCGUUUUAAGGCUUUUUCAUCCUUGUGAUUUGUUUCCUUAGCUGCUUAACAUACAUUCAUGUAUAAAUAUAAAGGAUGUUGCGCUCAUCACAAAUCAUCGUUGAAGAGAGAAAGAAUAAACUAACAAGAUGUUUUCGUUAUCGAUCCAUCUCCAAAUCACAUUUUGCAUUUUAAUAACGAUCCCUCUCGCAUUCUCUAAAAUAAUUCAUACAAACCAAACACUAAUCUUCCCUCUCACUGCCCAAAACAUACAUAAGGACCAUAACGCUUCCUCAACAAUAUUUCUCCAACAACGUCGUCUCUCUUCUUCUCCACCAAUAAAAAUUCCUUUCACGCACGAUGUCACACUCACCGUCUCUCUCACCGCCGGUUCUCCUCCACAGACCAUCAAUAUGGUUCUUGACACCGGAAGCGAGCUCUCGUGGCUCCACUGCACAAAACCCUCAACCUCAACGUCCAUUUUCGACCAUGCAAAAUCUUCUUCUUACUCUGCUCUACCAUGUUCUUCACCGGUUUGCACCACCCAAACCCAAGACUUAACCGUUCCCGCCACGUGUGACAAAAAAGCUAAUCUCUGUCACGUGGCUGUCUCUUACGCUGAUGGUUCCUCCUUGGAUGGGAAUCUUGCUCAAGAGACGUUUGGAUUCGGGUCUACAAGGAGACCCGCAACAGCGUUUGGAUGCAUGGACUCGAGCUCCAGCACUACACCAGAGGAAGACGCCAAGACAACCGGUUUAAUGGGAAUGAACCGGGGUCGGUUAUCGUUUACUAACCAGAUGGGUUUGACGAAAUUCUCUUAUUGUAUCUCCGGUUCUGACUCAACCGGUGUUUUGGUUCUUGGUGACGCACGUCUACCUUCGCUUCCACCUCUUAAAUACACACCUUUGGUAACUAAACUAGACCGGUUACCUUAUUGGGACCGGUUCGCGUACACGGUCCAGUUCCAGGGAAUUCGGGUCGGGUCAGUAAUGUUACCCAUCCCUGCCUCUGCUUUUGUUCCUGAUCAUUCCGGAGCGGGUCAGACGAUUUUGGAUUCGGGUACACAGUUCACAUUCCUGCUAGCUCCGGUUUACAACAUCUUGAAAACCGAGUUUACCAAACAAACCAAAUCGGUUCUCACUGUUGAUCCCGGUUUUGUUUUCCAAACCGCAAUGGAUCUAUGUUUCCGUGUUGGGUCAACCAAGCUUGAUUUUUCGAAACUACCAACGGUGAGUCUGAUGUUCGCAGGAGUAGAGUUGACCGUGUCGGGACAGAAGCUGUUGUAUCAUGUACCAGGACGCGGUGCCGACCAGAAGUAUUGUUUCACGUUCGGAAACUCCGAACUCGCGGGGGUUGAAAUGUUUAUAGUUGGGAAUCUUCAUCAGCAAAACGUGUGGAUGGAGUAUGAUAUUGCACAGGCAAAGGUUGGAUUUGCUAAUGACGUCAAAUGUAAUCAAGCGAGUCAACUUCUUGGAUCAAGACUCUGAAAACUUUUGUUUUACAAAUAGCUUUUUGAUAAAAUAUAAUAUGUUUUUUUUUUUAUCAUCAAAAGUCACUAGGCCAAAGCAACAGAAACUGGUUUUACAGCCAAGACAAUAAAACAAACGAAUGCCCAGCAGUGACACAAUCUUAAAAGGAAAGAUCUAUGCAUCAUUGGCUGGAGACUCUAACAAAAUGCAAUGUUGUUUCAGUAUUCGUUUUUAAUUUCUUUGAGUUUUUCUCUCAAUAAUCAUUGGUUAUAAUAUACAGUGAAACCUCUAUAAAUUAAUAAUGUUGGAAUUAUACCAAAACAAUAUUUUUUUAUUAAUUUAUAGAAAUAUUAAUUUAUCAAUAUACUAACUGAACCAAAAACUCAAUUUUGAACUAUAAAAUUAUAUUAUUUUAUAAAGAUUUUUAGUAUAUAUUAAUUUAUAGAGUAUUAAUUUAAAGAGGUUAUACUGUAAUAAGAGUUUUAUUUAGCAAAAUGAAUAUAUAUAUAUAAUAAGAGUCUUUGGAUUUAGGCUUUAAUUUUUUACCUUUUAACUCUUGCAUUGUAUACUAAAAGAAAUCAAAUAAUUUCAAUAUGAAGAACUUAAAAAAAUAAUCGUUUGGUCGAAAAAAAGAAACUUAAAAAGUAAUUAUUGGUUAAGAACUCUUAUUAUAUUUUACUUGAUUGGUUGCUAGAUAAACUCUAAUAGCCACUUUCUAUGAUAUUUUUGUUUUUAUUUUGAAUAUACCCUC
Molecule: messenger RNA, 3982 nt
Organism: Brassica rapa (field mustard)
Lineage: Eukaryota; Viridiplantae; Streptophyta; Magnoliopsida; Brassicales; Brassicaceae
Product: aspartic proteinase PCS1-like
Biological process (GO): proteolysis
Molecular function (GO): aspartic-type endopeptidase activity
Source: RefSeq, a predicted model, not a curated record